GUUACAAAACUUCUCGGUUCUAAGGAACGUCCGCGUCCCAGGAAGGAGUCCCAAGCGCGCCCAGCUUCCAGCGCUAAGGAACUCCGGGGCGUUCAUCAUGGUGGCCGAUCCGCCUCGGGGAGACGCCAAGGGGUUCGCGGCGGCUGAGCCCACCGCGAACGGUGCCCCGACGUUGGUCCCCAUAGAGGACCCGGGCGCGACGCGAGGCGGAUGCUGCCGUUCCCAGGACCGGGUGCGCCGCUGCCUUCGCGCCAACCUGCUGGUGCUGCUGACAGUGGUGGCCGUGGUGGCUGGAGUGGCGCUGGGUCUGGGGGUUUCGGGGGCCGGCGGCUCUCAAGCUCUGGGCCCCGAGCGCCUGGCGGCCUUCGCCUUCCCGGGCGAGCUGCUGCUGCGCCUGCUAAAGAUGAUCAUCCUGCCGUUGGUGGUGUGCAGCCUGAUCGGCGGCGCCGCCAGCCUGGACUCGAGCGCGCUCGGCCGCCUGGGCGCCUGGGCCCUGCUCUUUUUCCUGGUCACCACGCUGCUGGCGUCCGCGCUCGGCGUGGGCUUGGCGCUGGCCUUGCGGCCGGGCGCCGCCUUCGCCGCCAUCAACGCCUCGGUCGGGACCGAGGGCGCUGUAGAAGAGGCCCCCAGCAAGGAAGUCCUCGAUUCGUUCCUGGAUCUCGUGAGAAAUAUCUUCCCCUCCAACCUGGUGUCCGCAGCCUUCCGCUCAUACAGUACCUCCUAUGACACACGAAGCAUCAACGGGACCAAGGUGAAGGUGCCUGUUGGUACCGAGGUGGACAGUAUGAACAUCCUGGGCCUGGUGGUCUUUGCCAUUGUCUUUGGUGUGGCCCUGCGGAAGCUGGGACCCGAGGGGGAGCUCCUCAUCCGCUUCUUCAACUCCUUUAAUGACGCCACCAUGGUGCUGGUCUCCUGGAUCAUGUGGUAUGCCCCUGUGGGCAUCUUGUUCCUGGUGGCUGGCAAGAUCGUGGAGAUGGAGGAUGUGGGGAUGCUGUUCGCCAGUCUCGGCAAAUACAUCCUGUGCUGUCUGCUGGGCCAUGCCAUCCACGGGCUCCUGGUGCUGCCCCUCAUCUACUUCUUCUUCACCCGCAAAAACCCCUACCGCUUCCUGUGGGGCAUCGUGACAGCGCUGGCCACUGCCUUCGGGACCUCUUCUAGCUCCGCCACACUGCCACUGAUGAUGAAGUGCGUGGAGGAGAGGAACGGCGUGGCCAAGCACAUCAGUCGCUUCAUCCUCCCCAUCGGUGCCACGGUCAACAUGGAUGGUGCGGCGCUCUUCCAGUGUGUGGCCGCGGUGUUCAUUGCACAGCUGAACCAGCGAUCCCUGGACUUUGUGAAGAUCAUCACUAUCCUAGUCACUGCCACGGCGUCCAGCGUGGGUGCUGCGGGCAUUCCUGCCGGGGGUGUCCUCACUUUGGCCAUCAUCCUGGAGGCGGUCAACCUGCCUGUCCAGGACAUCUCCUUGAUCCUGGCUGUGGACUGGCUAGUAGACCGGUCCUGUACCGUCCUCAACGUGGAAGGCGAUGCCUUUGGGGCGGGACUCCUCCAAAAUUACGUGGAUCGCUCGGAGUUACGGAGCUCGGUGCCAGAGUUGAUCCAAGUGAAGAGCGAGAUGCCCCUGUCUCCACUGCCCGCCCCCAUCGAGGAGGGGGACCCUCUCCUCAAACGCCGCUCUGGACCUGCUGGGGACGCGGACCCCUGCGAGAAGGAAUCAGUUAUGUAAGCCCCAUAGGGGUGUUCCCUGCCGUGAUGGGCGCGGCUCUGGACAUUGGGAUUAUGAACUGGGGCUUUGGAGGCUCUGUCUGCACGUUGGGGGAUCUUGGGGGCCCUAGGCGCUCCUUCCGCCCCCCGACCCGGCAUCAGAUCUGGGAGCCCUCAGUGCCGGGGUAUAUGUGUAUGUGUGUGUUUCUUCCCAAAACUUCCCCAGUCCUCGAUUCGUGUUCCCACCCAUGGCUGGGAAACAAGUUGGAGAAAUAGUGUAAAUGUCUUCUGGGCUCCCCAUCUCCAGGCACCGGUUGUCACGUGGACUUCUGCCCUCUUCGAGAGGAUGAAUGUUCAGUGGGUUACUGGCUAUUUUGGUAGCUGUGUGUGUGUGUGUGUGUGUGUUUUGUGACUCUAUGGUACAUCCCACCCUGUCCCCAGGCCCUCUCUUCCCUCCACAGUAACAGAAACACUCCAUGGGACCCUGCCGGGGAGGGGAGACCAAGGACAAUGACUGCUGUCACUCCAAAGGGCCUUUUUGAGCAAUAAAGUUGUCAAGCAUUUCUCAUCA
Neogale vison (American mink) is the source of this 2272-nucleotide messenger RNA. It is a transcript of the gene SLC1A5, whose product is annotated as solute carrier family 1 member 5. Gene Ontology annotation, biological process: L-aspartate import across plasma membrane. The transcript has 8 exons. The record is from RefSeq and is a predicted model, not a curated record. Gene Ontology annotation, molecular function: symporter activity; L-aspartate transmembrane transporter activity; neutral L-amino acid transmembrane transporter activity. Lineage: Eukaryota; Metazoa; Chordata; Mammalia; Carnivora; Mustelidae. The coding region runs from base 98 to 1723 and encodes 541 amino acids. Gene Ontology annotation, cellular component: plasma membrane.